Schistosoma turkestanicum is the source of this 2186-nucleotide messenger RNA. The record is from the annotation of a GenBank genome assembly. Lineage: Eukaryota; Metazoa; Platyhelminthes; Trematoda; Strigeidida; Schistosomatidae.
CCAACGUUAGCUCACUUUUUAAAUUUGUUACUUGUUGCUGCUUUGUGGAAAGAUAUAAACUAACUUUCCCAAAAAUGGCUGGAAUAGGAAUGGCAAAUGAAACACAUCAAGUUAUUGAUACAGAAGUGUGUCAAUUAAAUGUGUUUGUCCAGGGCAGAAUCUUGCCUUCAAAGCCUGUAUUUCUUACUUGUCAUGACUUGGGCUGCAAUCAUUAUCAAUAUGAAGAAUUUAUGGUACAUUCAAAAAUGCUUCCAAUUAUGCAACGAUCCACAUGGAUUCAUAUUGAUUUACCAGGUCAAGGAGAUGGUGAAGAAGAAUUGCCAUCAAACUAUGUAUUUCCUCCGAUCAAUCGAUUACCUGAUGCAUUUCGUGACGUUCUAGGGCAUUUAAAAAUAAAACAAGUGGUUCUUUUUGGUGAAGGUGCUGGAGCGAAUAUUUUGGCACGUUUUGCAAUCGCUUAUGAUAAUUUAGUACUUGGAGCAAUAUUAAUCAAUUGUACUGGAACACCGGCUACAUUUACUGAAUCACUUCGAGAUAAAUUAAUGAACUGGAAAUUAAGCUCAUCUGGUAUGAAUCCAGCGACAGAAAGUUUUCUCAUUGUACAUCGUUUUGGUUCGGUUGUUGAAACAGAUAGUGAAGUGGAGUUGCGUAAUGCUGUUGAAAGUUUUCGUCAAAAUUUACGUCAUUCAAUUAAUCCGAAAAAUUUAAAUAAAUUUAUCACAUCCUAUAUGCAACGUAAAAAUCUUUCCGAAAGUCUUCCCAGUCUAAAAUGUCCUGUCUUAUUAAUCACUGGUGGUUUAGCUUCACAUCAUAAAAAAUGUCGUCAAUUAUUUGAAGAUCUUGAAAAAUUACGUCGUGAUUCCGGUGGUCAAUCAGCUUCAAGUGAAUUUGUAAUGAUUGAUGAUGUAUCAAAUGUUUUAACUGAAAGACCGGAUAAAGUGGUUGACAGUAUGCAGUACUUUUUACAAGGAAUUGGACUAUUAAGCAAUUUGAAAUUACAGAAAACACCAAUGCAAUUAAAUCGUCGUAUGUCAAUGGAAGAUUAUGAUCGACCGCUGGGGAAAACACAUUUUGUCAGUCGAUUAUCACAACAAGUACCGGAAGAGAAUACCACAUGAUGCGACAGAGAGAGAGAGAGAGAGCGAAAACAUAUACUAACAAUAAUAAGCAGCAGCAGCAAUGUAUUUCUUGUUUACUUCAGUACACAUUUUGAGUGUGUCUGUUGAUUUAUCGUUCUUUCUUCUCCUUCUUCUUCUCCGACAGACAGCAUGACUAGAUGUAUUUUUCCUGUUUCUCAUUUCUUGUUUUGAUUUUGUGUUCUUUUUUUUUUGCAUGUUCCAAAUAAAAUUUAAAUGGUAAGCAGUUGAUUUCGUUUAUUUUUUUUCUGUCUCCAAUUUCAUUUCUACUUGUGUGUGUGUGUGUGUGUAUUGGUUGAUGAAAUCAUCUUUAACAACAAGAAAAAAACAUACAAAAGUCUGUUGUAACAAAGGAUACUCUGUGUAUUUUUUUUUAAGAUUAAUGAUUACACUACUACUAAUACUACUAUUACUACUACAAGUACGACUACUACAUACAUACAUAUAUAAAUAUAUAUAUAGUACUGUCAUUGUUAAUUGUAGUACGCUCCCAAAACCCCCCUGCCCACCCGAACAACUCUUAUUCAACAUGUACAACAACAGAACAUUGUAUAACAGUGUCAUGAUAAAAGAAAUGUAAUGCUUUGAAUAAAAAUUUUUUUUGGUAUAGUACGAAAGAAGUUGAAUUAUGCACAAAUAAAAUGUAAACUAGAACAUCAUUGUCACAUACCCUUCACAGAUAAUGUGAUCAAUUCCUCUCUCUGUUCUUUUUACUGUUCGGGUUGGAUUCAACUUGAAUGAUUAAGUAUAAUCAUUGUAUUGCUUCUUAUGAUCAUUUUAAUCAUUAUUAUUAUUACCAUUAUUAUUACUAUUAUUAUUAUUAUAAUCAUUACUUACCUAAUUUGUCCUCUCCCAUUGUUUUACCCCAUGUAAUCUUCACUUGCAAUCAACCCACCUCGUAUUUUAAUUAAUAUUUGCAAAGUUGAUGAAAAACACACUUAGUAUUUGAAUUUGUUUGUUAAUCUGUAAUGUAAUUUUCAUUUAGUAGUAUGAUUUUUUUUUCUUAGUCAAAUGAAAUUCAUGUAAAAGUAUUAAAAGUACACAUGAAAG